UGGCUUUAUUACAGUCAUCACUGCUUAAGAGAUGUGGUAGAAGUCGAGUAGAAUUUUCUUCCACUAACGUAGCAUUAGUAAAAUAUGAUUUAUUUCAAUAGCUUAUUUGGCAUGUAAAUUUAUUAUCUCCAAUAAAUAGUUCUCAAACUAGGAAUUAGGAAUCUCGCGUGAGUCUUAAGCAGCCAAACCGAUUCAAAGAGAGGGAGAGAGAGGGUGCAAAGCCAAAGCCCAACCCCUGCCAACGCCCACCCACACCACCCUCACCUUCGUCAUCUUCAUCUUCAUCAUCAUCGAUCGAUGGAUCCAGACGCAGUAGCGAAGGCGUUCGUGGAGCACUACUACACGACCGUCGACGCGAACCGAGCGAACCUGGCCGACCUAUAUCAGGAAGCGUCGAUGCUGACCUUCGAGGGCCAGAAGGUCCAGGGCUCUACCGACAUCGUUGCCAAGCUCACCUCCCUCCCCUUCCAGCAGUGCCAGCACAGCAUAACCACCGUCGAUUGCCAGCCCUCCGGCCCCGCCGGCGGCAUGCUUGUCUUUGUCAGUGGCAACCUCCAGCUCGCCGGCGACGAACACGCCCUCAAGUUCAGUCAGAUGUUCCAUUUGAUGCCAACCCCGCAGGGCGGCUUUUAUGUGUUGAAUGACAUAUUCCGGUUGAACUAUGAAUGAAGAUUUUAUUUGAGUUGGGACACCGCAGACCGCCUAUUCCAAAAGGAGGUUGGGGGAGACGAAUACAACAUGUUUGGCUUCAAACCCAGUUUGCUUUCUAAUCUCGCUUCGGUUUCAGACUUUUUUUGGUUGGCUAUGUUGCAUCCUGUUCUAUUAUGCCCUUGUUAAAAUCUCUGGCUUGCAUGAUUCAGAGAUUUAUUUGUUCCGUUUCUCGUUUUGGUUAUCGUUUAAUAUAUUUUAUUUUGAUUUUGUUUGUCCUAG
Messenger RNA from Malania oleifera, 930 nucleotides. RefSeq names its product nuclear transport factor 2B-like. Bases 298 to 669 code for a protein of 123 amino acids. Gene Ontology annotation, cellular component: nuclear pore central transport channel. The transcript has a single exon. The record is from RefSeq and is a predicted model, not a curated record. Gene Ontology annotation, biological process: nucleocytoplasmic transport. Lineage: Eukaryota; Viridiplantae; Streptophyta; Magnoliopsida; Santalales; Ximeniaceae.